AUGGCGGCAUCAGCUCUGCUAUUUGCUGGCCUGCUAACAUGCCAAGUUCUUGUGUUGCAAGGAUGGGCAUUACCUGCCACCCAGAAAUAUGAGAUUGUCUACCCACAGAUACUUCAGGCUCAAGAGAACCAGGCAUUCACAUCUGCCCCCCUGGAAGGCCAUAGACCAGGGCUGCAUCACCCCCAUCCACCUAAGGGUUUUACAUUUGGCCCCCCGCGAAAUCGGAGACCAGGGGUGCAUCCCCGCCAUCCACCUAAGCACCGACAUCCCCGUAUGCUUCAGUAUGAGUUACAGCUGGAUAACAAGCCAUUGGUUUUACACCUUGAGAAGACUGAAGACCUUUUUUUCAGAGAUUACACUGAGACUCGAUAUCUUCAGGAUGGGACACCAACAACGAUCAGCCCUGUGAUCAAGGAUCACUGCUAUUACCAGGGGCGAGUAAUGAAUGAUCCAGAUUCACUGGUCAGCCUGAGCACAUGUAAUGGAUUAAGGGGGAUUAUCACAACAAAAGGCCGCCAUUUUCUGAUUGAGCCCCUCAGUGCAUCAGACAGCGAGGAACAUGCUUUGUACCCCUAUGAGCCCCAGGAGGUAUCUCCCACAAGCUGUGGUGUGACCUAUAACAAUGGAGGGGAAGAUGAAUUCAGAAAGAUGUCAAGUUCCUUUGCCAAUCAGGAAGAUAAAAUACUGAGAUCAAAGAAAUAUGUCCAGCUCUAUGUCGUGGCAGAUAACUCCAUGUACCUAAAAUACAACGGCAGUAAAGAAACCAUCAAACAGAGAAUCUAUGAGAUGGUUAAUUAUGUCAACAUGGUGUACAAACCCUUAAAUGUUUUUGCGGCUUUGUGUGGAAUAGAAAUCUGGGACCAAGGUGAUCAGAUAGCAAUGCUUACCAAUUCUAAGGUCAACCUCGCUCGAUUUUCUGCAUGGAGAGAGAAAGUUCUUCUGCCCAGGAAGCAGAAUGACCUUGCCCAGUUAAUCACGAAUAUUAACUUUGAUGGUCCUGUUGUUGGAAUUGCAUAUAUUGGCAUGAUAUGUUCUACUACCCAGUCAGCUGGUGUUCUCCAGGAUCACAACAAACUGAGUAUCAUUCUUGGAGCAACAUCUGCCCAUGAGAUGGGACAUAGCCUUGGAAUGUACCAUGAUGGCAAAGCUUGUGCCUGCAAUAAAGUCUACUGCCUUAUGUCUACAAAACUCAGUUCCUGGGUCCCCAACACAUUCAGUACUUGCAGUAUAAACAACUUCCAGGAGUUCCUGUUGAAUACGAGGCCCACGUGUUUGGGAGACAUUCCAGAUAAAACCAACAUUCUGACACCCCCCGUGUGUGGAAAUAAAUUCACUGAGAUGGGAGAGGACUGUGACUGCGGCACAGUGCAGGAAUGCAAGGAUCAGUGUUGUGAUGCUGCCACCUGCAAACUCAAGCCAGGAGCUCAGUGUGCAGAGGGAGAAUGCUGUAGCAACUGUAAGAUUAAGGCAGCCGGAGAAGUGUGCAGAGAGCGCAAUGAUGACUGUGAUUUGGAGGAUGUAUGUGAUGGAACAUCACCUUGGUGCCCAUCUGAUCGUUUCCAAGCUAAUGGCGCCCCUUGUGGGAAAGGAGAGGGGUACUGUUAUAAUGGGACUUGUCCCACCAUGCAGCGCCAAUGCACUUCACUCUGGGGGGAAAACACAUUGGUCGGUGAAGAUCUCUGCUUCAAUAAAAACAUGGAAGGUACUGAUUAUGGACACUGUAAAAACGUUGGAAGCACCUACAUACCCUGUAAGCCUGAGAAUGUGAUGUGCGGAGUGCUGUAUUGCAACAGUGAUAAUAAAUAUCCGACAGUUCCUGGGCGCGUUGCUGUGACGGGCGAGUGCAAAGCCCUCCUAGCUCCUGAAGGAAUGGUGCAGAAUGGAAUCAAAUGUGGAGACGGGAAGGUUUGUUACAACAAUGAAUGUGUUUCUGUUGAAACUGCCUUUGGCUUAUCUGGGUGUGAGGGCAAGUGCUCAGGGAAUGGGGUAACACAUGGAGAAAUAAUGCAGGAGUUCCUACUGAAUACACAGCCCUCAAGUUUAGGAGAUGUUCCAGAUAAAACCAACUUCCUGAGACCCAACGUGUGUGGAAAUAAACUGACUGAGGUGGGAGAGGAAUGUGACUGCGGCACAGUGCAGGAAUGCAAGGAUCAGUGUUGUGAUGCUGCCACCUGCAAACUCAAGCCAGGAGCUCAGUGUGCAGAGGGAGAAUGCUGUAGCAACUGUAAGAUUAAGGCAGCCGGAGAAGUGUGCAGAGAGCGCAAUGAUGAUGACUGUGAUUUGGAGGAUGUGUGUGAUGGAAAAUCACCUUGGUGCCCAUCUGAUCGUUUCCAAGCUAAUGGCGCCCCUUGUGGGAAAGGAGAGGGGUACUGUUAUAAUGGGACUUGUCCCACCAUGCAGCACCAAUGCACUUCACUCUGGGGGGACAGUAAGUUCUUAUUGUACAACCUUAGAACUUAG
Xenopus tropicalis (tropical clawed frog) is the source of this 2460-nucleotide messenger RNA. RefSeq names its product ADAM metallopeptidase domain 28, gene 4 (gene adam28.4). Bases 1 to 2460 code for a protein of 819 amino acids. The record is from RefSeq and is a predicted model, not a curated record. NCBI's taxonomy places the organism in Eukaryota, Metazoa, Chordata, Amphibia, Anura, Pipidae. The transcript has 21 exons. Gene Ontology annotation, molecular function: metallopeptidase activity; metalloendopeptidase activity. Gene Ontology annotation, biological process: proteolysis.